CGCGUACCCAUUAACGAGGGUGCAACUCAAACACAGUUGAAAAGAGAAGCGCAACAGGUUCAAUUUCUUCAAUAGAAAUCCAAUUGGAUUUUGUUUCAAUUUAUUUUGCAGUUCUAUCUGCAAGUCAACAAGAACUAUGGGAACCAAACAAACAAUUUCACCAAAUGCCAAUGCAAAGGCCAAAGCCAAAGAAACCGUCGACUCUUCACCAGCAAGCGGAUCAAAAGUCGAACCAAUAGAAACAGCAGCAGCAACAGGUCCAACAGCUCCACGUAAGGGACACGUCAGAUCUAAUCAGAGGGAGGCCAACGCGAUGCCUGAACAGAAAUCUGUUGUUGUGGCCUAUUUCCUUUGGCUGUUUGGUGGCAUCUUCGGAUUGCAUCAUCUUUAUCUGCAUCGUGAUCGUCAUGCGUUCGUCUGGUGGUGCACCUUGGGUGGCUACAUGGGCAUCGGCUGGAUUGGCGAGAUCUUUCUAAUACCCGAAUAUGUGCGCGAUGCCAAUGAGGAUCCGCAGUUCGUCCAGUCGUUUGUGGCCCGGUUGCAGGCAUAUCAGAAGCCGCCAUACUCAUCGAAGCGUUUUGUGGGCCAAGUGAUGAUUGGCUAUCUAUUCGGGCAGGUCUGCAGCAUGGCCAUACCACAGACCCUGGUUUGGGGAUUAGAUCUGAGUGUGAUGCAUUGGUCGAUACCCGUGGCCAUAUCCCUGGGCGUGUGGACUGUGGGUAAUAUUGGCCGAGAGCAGGGCGUUUGGUGGCAUUGUCUGUUGGCCGGACUCCUGGCCUAUCCGUCACGUUAUUUCAUCUACGAUGAGACCUAUUCACUGCUACUGACCGCUUUGGUCUCUGCUCUUGUCUUUGAUGCGCUCUCGAAGCAAUGGCGACGCACACCACCGCGUCGACGUGGAGUUGGCGAACGUUCGGUGAAACUAACGGCUGCCAUUCUGGUCUAUUGCUCACUUUGGGGCUCGUUCAUCUACUUCAAUGGCACCAUUUCGGAUGAGGACGGUGGCGAGGUGCCCAUCCAUGAGGCCAUUCACAAUUUCCUGGCUUCUGCCUGGUGGACAGACCUGAAGCAGGCCCUCCAUGAUACCUACAAUUAUGCCCAGCAUCAUGGUUGGUACGAGACAUGGAAGGAGGUCUUCGAGAGCAUGGAUGUCGAUGGUGAACGCAAUUCGUACAAAGUCCUGGGUGUCAGUGCCACAGCAUCGCAGGCAGAAAUAACUGCUGCCUAUCGUCGCCUGUCCAAGGAGAAUCAUCCCGAUAAGGUCAAGGAUGAGGCUUUGCGUGCCCAGGCCCAUCAGCGGUUCAUCGAGAUCCAGCAGGCGUACAGUGUCCUGAGUAAAAUCAAAUCCAAUCGUCGACGCAAGAACAAGCAAUAUCAGCAGGAUGAUGCUAUAGUUCUCUAAUCUUGACCCAAUCUUCUAUAGCGAAUAUAUAAUCUAGUCUAAGUCUAAAAAUUGUACCCGUAGAAUAAGUCAGAAAAAGUGCUCCUUACGAUGAACCAUUUCAAUUUUCGUGCAUUAGUUUAAAUUAAGUGAAAAAACCAACAAAAUCAUUAUUUAUAUUUUUAUACGUGUAGAAACCAUUUCCCAAUUUUUUUUUUGUAUUUAUUUAAUAAUGAUUAUAAGGCUUUAAUUUAUCUACGCAAUUUUCCACUAAUACAAAACGAAUAAAACAUUAUUUAUUUAUUUAUUAUAUAA
Molecule: messenger RNA, 1696 nt
Organism: Drosophila willistoni
Lineage: Eukaryota; Metazoa; Arthropoda; Insecta; Diptera; Drosophilidae
Gene: wus
Product: dnaJ homolog subfamily C member 22
Exons: 2
Coding region: 137-1402 (421 amino acids)
Biological process (GO): endocytosis
Cellular component (GO): plasma membrane; early endosome
Source: RefSeq, a predicted model, not a curated record